AUGUGCUUAUGGAAAUCACCUCGCGUCAUAACCCUUCGAGAUACCGUGUAUCUCGACGGAGAAAGCAUUCUGUGGCUCAAUGGCAUGGACACGGGGAAUACGCUCGAUCAUCAGAUGGUAAGCUCACCUACCCCAGUUCCCCCUCCGAAUCACCUCCUUGGGCACUCUGACCGAGACCACGGCCCUCGCCCGACAGACAACCCCACCGGCCUCAUCCUCACCCUCAACCUCACCACCCCAUUCCGUCUCGACCAGAACCUCACCCAGCUCUUCGGCACCCUCCCCAAGUCCACCUCCUCCUCCACCAUAUUCAACUACAUAGACGGCGACCUCCUCGGCAACGACGCCCAGUUCUUCACCUACGGCGGCCUUACCCGCAGGUCCGACUCGUUCCCGGACCCGGACCCGGACGACGUGCUCGAGUACCAGGCCUACCCCUACGAGAGCAACGCCGCCUCGUUCAAGCCCGGUUUUGUGCCCGAGAAGCUCCCGCCGAUGUCACGCGCUACAUCGCUUAUGGCGCCGGCCAAUGUCUCCGACACCUUGAUCACGCUGGAGUUUGACCCCGAAGCCCAAAACAUUGAAAAAUGGUCCAACGUGACCCUGCCUGAAUCCGUGCUCGGCCGCGCGGGUGCGUCCGGCGUGUUUGUGCCGGCGGGCAAGGCCGGCGCCUUGGUAUUUGUCGGCGGUGUGACGCAUCCCGAAUUCGCCUCGAAGAGCCACAGAUCAGACAACCCUGCGGCAUUGAAAUCUGACAGCGAGGCUUUCCUCAAAUCAAUCGACGUCUACGACAUCGAAAGCGGCAACUGGUAUAGGCAGGAGACGUCCGCCCCCACGCUACCCCCAAUCACCGCUCUGGGUUGCGCCGUCGUCCAGCACGCCAUCGACUUCUCCAGCUUCAACAUCUACUACUACGGAGGCUACGCGGCAGAAGACCUGCAAAGCAACUUCCACGACGAUGUCUGGAUCCUCACGAUGCCGAGCUUCCAGUGGAUCAAGGCCAAGUCCGGCUCCGACGCCCACGCGAGGGGCCACAAGUGCGUCUCGCCGUACCCGGACCAGAUGAUGGCGUUUGGGGGCUUUACCCCAAAGUUAGGCACCGGGAUCGACUGUGUCAAGGGCGGCGUCAUCCAGCUAUUGAACCUGACGAGCGUCGAGUGGAUGGACGCGUACAGCCCCGCCGACUUCGCCGAGUACGGCGUCCCCGAGGUGCCCGGCUGCCUCGGGCGGGUGGAGCAGCCCGGGCCUCCAAAGCGUGUUUGA
This is a messenger RNA of Parascedosporium putredinis, 1263 nucleotides long. The record is from the annotation of a GenBank genome assembly. Lineage: Eukaryota; Fungi; Ascomycota; Sordariomycetes; Microascales; Microascaceae.